Messenger RNA from Arvicola amphibius (Eurasian water vole), 2362 nucleotides. RefSeq names its product ATP-binding cassette sub-family E member 1-like. The record is from RefSeq and is a predicted model, not a curated record. The transcript has a single exon. Lineage: Eukaryota; Metazoa; Chordata; Mammalia; Rodentia; Cricetidae. Gene Ontology annotation, molecular function: ATP binding; ATP hydrolysis activity; ribosomal small subunit binding. Gene Ontology annotation, biological process: translational initiation; ribosomal subunit export from nucleus; translational termination. Bases 122 to 1921 code for a protein of 599 amino acids.
GGUGGCGGUAAGAACACGUUGUGCGUCGGAGAGCUGAAGGCUAGCGCCGCUCUGACCGCUGCACGCCCGGUUGUAAGAGGACCGUCGUCUCCAGGCAAGCCAGAUAUUCUUUGUUACAAUUAUGGCAGACAAAUUAACAAGAAUUGCUAUUGUCAACCAUGACAAAUGUAAACCUAAGAAAUGUCGACAGGAGUGCAAAAAGAGUUGCCCUGUGGUUCGAAUGGGAAAAUUAUGCAUAGAGGUUACACCCCAGAGCAAAAUAGCAUGGAUUUCUGAGACUCUCUGUAUUGGUUGUGGUAUUUGUAUUAAGAAAUGCCCCUUUGGCGCCUUAUCAAUUGUCAACUUGCCAAGCAACUUGGAAAAAGAAACAACACAUCGAUAUUGUGCCAAUGCCUUCAAGCUUCACAGAUUGCCUAUCCCUCGUCCAGGUGAAGUUUUGGGAUUAGUUGGAACUAAUGGUAUUGGAAAGUCAACUGCAUUAAAAAUUUUAGCAGGAAAGCAAAAGCCAAACCUUGGAAAAUAUGAUGAUCCGCCUGAUUGGCAAGAGAUUUUGACUUAUUUCCGUGGAUCUGAAUUACAAAAUUACUUCACCAAGAUUCUAGAAGAUGACCUAAAAGCCAUUAUUAAACCUCAAUAUGUAGACCAAAUUCCCAAGUCUGCGAAGGGGACAGUGGGAUCUAUUUCGGACCGAAAAGAUGAAACAAAGACACAGGCAAUUGUAUGUCAGCAACUUGAUUUAACUCACCUUAAAGAACGAAAUGUUGAAGAUCUUUCAGGAGGAGAGUUGCAGAGAUUUGCUUGUGCUGUCGUUUGCAUACAAAAAGCUGAUAUAUUUAUGUUUGAUGAACCUUCCAGUUACCUUGAUGUCAAGCAGCGUUUAAAAGCUGCCAUUACUAUUAGAUCUCUAAUAAAUCCAGAUAGGUACAUCAUUGUGGUGGAACAUGAUCUAAGUGUAUUGGACUAUCUCUCUGACUUCAUCUGCUGUUUAUAUGGUGUACCAAGUGCUUAUGGUGUGGUCACUAUGCCUUUUAGUGUAAGAGAAGGCAUAAACAUCUUUUUGGACGGCUAUGUUCCCACAGAGAACUUGAGGUUCAGGGAUGCAUCCCUUGUCUUUAAGGUAGCUGAGACAGCAAACGAAGAAGAAGUUAAAAAGAUGUGUAUGUAUAAAUACCCUGGGAUGAAGAAAAAGAUGGGCGAGUUCGAGCUCGCAAUUGUAGCUGGAGAGUUUACAGAUUCUGAAAUCAUGGUGAUGCUGGGGGAAAAUGGUACAGGUAAAACCACAUUUAUCAGAAUGCUUGCUGGAAGGCUUAAACCCGACGAAGGAGGAGAAGUACCAGUUCUAAACGUCAGUUAUAAGCCACAGAAAAUCAGUCCCAAAUCAACUGGAAGUGCUCGCCAAUUACUGCAUGAUAAGAUCAGAGAUGCUUACACUCACCCACAGUUUGUGACUGAUGUGAUGAAGCCCCUACAGAUUGAAAACAUCAUUGAUCAAGAGGUGCAGACAUUGUCUGGUGGUGAACUUCAGCGAGUAGCUUUAGCUCUCUGUUUGGGGAAACCUGCUGAUGUCUAUUUAAUUGAUGAACCAUCUGCAUAUUUGGAUUCUGAGCAAAGAUUAAUGGCAGCCCGAGUCGUCAAACGUUUCAUACUCCAUGCAAAGAAGACAGCUUUUGUUGUGGAACAUGACUUCAUCAUGGCCACCUACCUAGCAGACCGCGUCAUCGUGUUUGAUGGUGUUCCGUCUAAGAAUACAGUUGCAAACAGUCCUCAAACUCUUUUGGCUGGCAUGAACAAAUUUUUGUCUCAACUGGAAAUUACAUUCAGAAGAGAUCCCAACAACUAUAGACCACGAAUAAAUAAGCUCAAUUCAAUCAAGGAUGUAGAACAAAAGAAGAGUGGAAACUACUUUUUCUUGGAUGAUUAAAUUGAAUCUGAGAUUAUCAAUAAGCCAUUUACUUACUGGGAUUUUUAUCAUAUAAAACUUUAAUCAGGUUUUAUGGCCCCACAUACUCUGGAGUUUGAAGUAUGAUUUUCUUAAUGUGACAUCAAAAGCCAGUUGUAUUGUAAAUUGUUAUUUAAGAGCUUUUCUGUCCUUAAGAUAAAUCUCUGGGCAUACUUCACUAAAAUGGAGACAUUUCAAAUAUGCAAAUCACCUCUGGAUCUCCAUGAUCUGUGGAGAGAUUUUCAGCUCUGUAUUAUAUUCAUGUACCAGAUGCUUACUUACUGGUGUUGUCCAUAUUUUAAAAUCUUGGAUAAAAUAUGUAUUACCUGUUUGCUAAGUGUACCAGCAUAAUCAAAUUGCCCUAUUUAAUAGCCAGUCAAGGACUACACUGCUAAGGUCUGAUAAAUAAACACCAGGAUUGUA